This is a messenger RNA of Sphaeroforma arctica JP610, 283 nucleotides long. RefSeq lists its product as hypothetical. The record is from RefSeq and is a predicted model, not a curated record. NCBI's taxonomy places the organism in Eukaryota, Ichthyosporea, Ichthyophonida. The coding region runs from base 35 to 265 and encodes 76 amino acids. The transcript is spliced from 2 exons.
CGCUCCAAGGCGUAAAUCCAUUCUCGGUCUGGACAUGGCAGUGAAGACGAAAACUGACUCACCAACGGAGGGUGCAGAACCUUCAAAAGAAUUGGUGGCUGUGUUUGAGCAGCUACGCGCACAGAAUGGAGCAUCACCCCAAGCCGUCAGUGCAAUCAAAACCCUGUCCGAUGCCUUCCGCGAGGCUGAACGAUUAAAACCAGGGUUUUCCGAGUCUGUGUAUAAACUGCUCUGUUCGAAAUCGAGCGGGGGUAAGAAGCAAUAAAACAGAAACACGCACAUG